This is a messenger RNA of Capsella rubella, 915 nucleotides long. RefSeq names its product vesicle transport protein GOT1. Bases 196 to 618 code for a protein of 140 amino acids. The record is from RefSeq and is a predicted model, not a curated record. The transcript has 6 exons. Gene Ontology annotation, biological process: endoplasmic reticulum to Golgi vesicle-mediated transport; retrograde transport, endosome to Golgi. NCBI's taxonomy places the organism in Eukaryota, Viridiplantae, Streptophyta, Magnoliopsida, Brassicales, Brassicaceae.
GCUUUGACUCGCGCUUGGUUCCUUCUACUGGAAGUCGUUGACAUUUGACACCACCACCACGUUCCAAUUCCAAGAAGAUGAAGAUCCAAACUCUUGGGUUGAUUUCAGAGACUAAAAUAAAAUACACUGUGUCAGAUCUGAAACUUGUUUGAAUUGUCUUCUUACGUUUUCUGAUUGUCUAAUUCGACGGUAACAAUGGCUUCCUUGGAGAUGAACGACCUAAAAAAGAUUGGGCUAGGUUUGACUGGAUUUGGUGUCUUCUUUACAUUCCUGGGAGUGAUAUUUGUGUUUGACAAGGGACUCAUAGCCAUGGGAAAUAUCCUCUUCCUAGCUGGUGUUACUCUAACCAUUGGAAUCCACCCAGCUAUCCAAUUCUUUACUAAACGGCAGAAUUUUAAGGGUACUAUUUCAUUUGGAUUGGGUUUCUUGUUUGUUGUGUUUGGAUGGCCUAUCUUCGGUUUGCUUCUAGAAUCUUAUGGUUUCCUUGUCCUCUUCAGUGGUUUCUGGCCUACACUUGCCGUCUUCCUUCAAAGGAUACCUCUAUUGGGCUGGCUUUUGCAUCAACCAUACAUAAGAUCGUUGCUGGAUCGCUACCGUGGAAGGCGUGUCCCUGUCUGAACCCACUUUGCACAAAAACACAUAUCGUCAUAAACCACUGUUGAUACAAAGGUACAUAUGUAUAUACAAACCACUCUUGUUCUCCUCGUUAAUGCGUUGUAAAUGGUUCUUGGAACUGGGUUUGUGAAUAAUAAUAUUGGGAAAUGUAGUCUUGUGUCUUUUUCUCUCUUUUCGAUUCCCUGAUCAUUGUCCAAUCUAUCACCUGUUGAAAGCUUCUCCUAUUUGUUUAUGGAGAUUUCGUUUGUACAACCACUUAAGCUAAUUGUAUAGCUUUUAGUUAUGAUCAUGUUUAUUGUA